GAAGUGAACACUGCCCAAAUUAGUGGGAUUACAAACAGAGGAUAACCUUUAAUAUCCUUUUGACACACCAGGCCAAAGAUUAUUUGCAUGAGCUGGUGUAAAUCAUGUUCCUGUGGCAAUAUCUGACUCUACUCCUGCUGGUACAUGUUCAAAUAUGCAAAGCACUUCCAGAUGAGAGAUGUGCUGAAUUUACGGAUCUAGAUCUUGGUCAAGCAAUCAUUGGAACCAGACUCGAAGUCAGGUUCUUGGUGUACACUAGACUUAAUGGCUCCUGUGGUACACUGGUUUCCCAAUCAGACCUGUCCAACCAUCCCCGUUUUAACUUGUCCAGACCAACUACCUUCGUCAUUCAUGGGUAUCGGCCCAAUGGAUCUCCACCAAUAUGGGUGUCAAAUGCCAGAAAGCUGCUGCUGGCCAGGAAUGAUAUUAAUGUCGUCAUAGUGGACUGGAACCACGGAGCUGCUAAUGUUAAUUAUUUUAAGGCAGUAGAGAACACACGCAAAGCAGCGGACUAUAUCACUGCUUUCAUUGAAAAGAUGCAGAAACAUGGUGCCUCUUUGAGCUCCAUCCACAUGAUCGGAGCCAGCCUUGGGGCUCAUAUAUCAGGCUUUAUAGGGGCCAACCUGAAAGGUUCAAUUGGAAGAAUUACAGCUCUGGAUCCUGCUGGGCCUCAGUUCACUGGCACUCCUCCAGAGGGCCGCCUGGACUCCACAGACGCCCAGUUUGUGGACGUCAUGCACACAGACAUGGAUGUCUUGGGCUUCAGAAAACCUCUAGGUCAUAUUGAUUUCUAUGUUAAUGGAGGACUGGACCAACCUGGUUGUCCAAAGACCAUCUUUUCUGGAGAAUCCUAUUUUACAUGUGACCACGAGAGAGCAGUGUUACUCUACCUUGACUCUGUGAAUGGGACGUGUGUCAGCAGGGCCUUCCCCUGCUCCUCCUAUAAAGACUUUCUGGAUGGAAACUGCUUGAAAUGUGACCAGUUUGGUGCUGCAGGAUGUCCUGUUGUUGGUUAUGAUGUCACAGAGUGGAAAGAUGUCCUGCUGAGGCUGGGCCAAACAACAGCGUUUUUUACCACAAAUGCAAAGUCUCCAUUCUGUAUGUCCGCCUACACAGUGGACAUGAUGUUGGCGAACGAGGAUGUGGACUGGGGAUACAUUACUGUUAAGCUAUAUGGUAAUGGUGAAGAAGCAGUGGCAACUAUUGUCUCCAAUAAAAGUGCAAAGAGUAACACAGAGACCAAGUUGUUUGCCCAGUUUGACAAAGACAUUCAGUCAGUGGAAGAGGUGUCUCUCAAAUUCUUCACCUGGAAUAUAUUCAAGCUCAAAUAUAAAUUCAGUGUUCUACAAAUCCGUCUCACAAACCUUCAAAGCAAGGAGAGGCCUCUCUGUCUAUAUGACAUCCUUCUUCAGGAGAACAAAGAAUUUACCUUCAGCCCUGUUCUCUGUUAAGAAUCCAACCCGACAGACCCCACAUAAAAAUAAAAAAAAUGCCACUGCUUGUAUUGGAAGAGAUUCAACUGACUUUCAAAUCCCAGACUUUCUUACCAUUAAAAAGUAGUGCACUCUUAACUUAUGAAGAUACUUUGCUAAACGUGGAUUUUUGAGUUUUAACAUGACAUCACUAGAAACUUUAGAUUUGUGUCUAUGGAUUGACCCUCAACUAUGAAUAAAAUCUCAAGACAAUGUCAGA
This is a messenger RNA of Micropterus salmoides (largemouth bass), 1692 nucleotides long. Its product is annotated as lipase member H-like. Gene Ontology annotation, biological process: lipid metabolic process. The record is from RefSeq and is a predicted model, not a curated record. The transcript has 11 exons. Gene Ontology annotation, molecular function: carboxylic ester hydrolase activity; lipase activity. NCBI's taxonomy places the organism in Eukaryota, Metazoa, Chordata, Actinopteri, Centrarchiformes, Centrarchidae. Bases 105 to 1451 code for a protein of 448 amino acids.